Messenger RNA from Balaenoptera musculus (blue whale), 1302 nucleotides. It is a transcript of the gene CALHM6, whose product is annotated as calcium homeostasis modulator family member 6. Gene Ontology annotation, molecular function: monoatomic cation channel activity. The record is from RefSeq and is a predicted model, not a curated record. Bases 293 to 1243 code for a protein of 316 amino acids. The transcript has 2 exons. Lineage: Eukaryota; Metazoa; Chordata; Mammalia; Artiodactyla; Balaenopteridae.
CAGAGUUCCUGAAUUGAGGGCUAGGGGUCACCAGUACCUCCGCUUCUGGAAAGGGGUGGGUACUGGGGAGCUCAGUGGUGUGUGUGUUUGAGUCUGCCAUACCUAAUCUGGUUGAAAUAAGAAAGCAAAAGCUCAGGAAGCCCAGAGAAGACCUCUUUCUUUUUUGGAAGGCGCGGCUUAGCAGAGCAGGGAAAACCCGACCCCAGACCCUCCCCAAAUCAUUCGAGGAGCCGGGCAGCGAAGAGGCAGAAGCACACGGGCCCGUCCACGGCGCCCUGGGGUAAGGAGACCCAUGGAGAAGUUUCGGGCGGUGCUGGACCUGCUCCUCAAGCACCGCAAUGCGCUGGGUUACGGCCUGGUGAGCCUGCUGACGGCGGGCGGGGAGCGCAUCUUCUCCACCGCGGUGUUCCAGUGUCCGUGCAGCGCCGCCUGGAACCUGCCCUACGGCCUGGUCUUCCUGCUGGUGCCGGCGCUGGCGCUCUUCCUCCUGGGCUACGUGCUGAGCGCGCGCACCUGGCGCCUGCUCACCGGCUGCUGCGCGCCGGGCGCGCGCAUUGACUGCGGCGCAGCGCUGCGCGGGGCCCUGGUGUGCGCGCAGCUCAGCGCUGUCGCUGCGGUCGCGCCGCUCACCUGGGUGGCCGUGGCGCUGCUCGGGGGCUCCUUCUACGAGUGCGCCGCCAGCGGGAGCGCCUUCGUGGCGCGGCGCCUGUGCUUCGGCCGCAGCCCCGGCUGCGCGGCCCAGCUGCCGCUGGUGCCCUGCCAUCAGGUCCAGGCGCCCGACGUGCAGGACCUGCAGAAGGAGCUCAAGGCCCAGUCGCAGGUGUUGGGCUGGGCCCUGAUAGCAGUUGUUAUCAUUGUCCUCCUGAGUUUUACAUCCAUCACCCGAUGCCUAUCUCCAGUUAGCUUCCUGCAGCUGAAAUUUUGGAAAAUCUAUUUGGAACAGGAGCAGCGGAUCCUUAAAAGUCAAGCCACAGAACACGCAACCGAACUGGCAAAAGAAAAUAUCAAGUGUUUCUUUGAGUGUUCACAUCCAAAGGAAUACAACACUCCAAGCAUAAAAGACUGGCAGCAAAUUUCAUCACUAUAUACUUUCAAUCCAAAGGAACAGUACUACAGCAUUUUGCACAAAUAUGUGAACAGAAAAGAGAAGAAUCGAAGUAUCAGAUCUUCCAAAGAAGAUGCAGUGGUUCCUGUUCUUGGCUUUGUAGAUUCAUCUGAUAUCAACAGCACUCCAGACGUAUGACCUUAUGAAUAGGAAAAAAGUUCUUUUGAGUUAUUGAUUCAUUAAAAAAAAUAAACAUU